AUGGCCAAUUCCGGGCCAAGGGACCGCCGGUUCCUUCCCCUGAGAACUCGACGGGUAUGCAAGAAGUCGGCGAAAUGGAGGGAUUGGUCAUGGGGAAGUAUCGCCCGUGACUGCCCCAGCAAGGGUGCGGCUAAGUGCUACAACUGCGGCGGUGAGGGUCACAUAGCCCGUAACUGCCCCAAGGGCAACUCUUAUGGCGGCGGUUUCAACUCUGGCUACGGUGGCGGCGGCUACGGCCCGCAGAAGACUUGCUACUCGUGCGGCGGCAUCGGCCAUCUGUCUCUGCUACAACUGCGGCGUCUCGGGCCACCUGUCGCGUGA
Molecule: messenger RNA, 321 nt
Organism: Thermothielavioides terrestris NRRL 8126
Lineage: Eukaryota; Fungi; Ascomycota; Sordariomycetes; Sordariales; Chaetomiaceae
Exons: 6
Coding region: 1-321 (106 amino acids)
Molecular function (GO): nucleic acid binding; zinc ion binding
Source: RefSeq, a predicted model, not a curated record